UGUGUGUGUGUGUGAGGGGCAACACGCUGGUUGAUGACAGUUGUUUGUGUCUCUUGCAGCAGAAUAAACACCAGAGUCUUGAGCUCCUCAUUGUUGACAGACAUGCGGUGCUCUGUUGGUGUUAAAGAUAACACCUUUGUGUUACUUUGCUGGGCGCUGCAGAGUGAAGGAAACCCUCAUCUUGGUAAUGGCUGUGGAUGACCAUUCAGUGACCAUUCAGCAGCCUUAGGAAUGAUGACUCAAAGGGACAAAGUGUCAUGAUCCCCCCCUCUGGCCCUGCAGCUUUUGCAGAACAAUCGAGCAUCUCUUCUUGCCCUCUGUAUUUAUGUUGUCUUUUGGCCUGUAACAGAGCUGGUGUGUCUGGCCAGCAUAUGGCCUCCACUGACUGGUUAGCAGGCUGGUAUGGUGCUUAUUACCAUUGUAUUGUCUCUAUUGGAAAACUAAGACCUCUGUACGAGGUUACAGUUGUGAUCUGAGUGAAAGCUGGCAAAAGAAAAAGGCUGCUGGGUGGAUGCCAACGCAUUAAGUCUUUUAAUCACUGUGACUUUUGAGCCUGGUGUUAAUGUUGUCACACCAUUAUGUCUGCAGUUUGCUGCUGUGCGUGGAGCUUCCUGACUUAGCACUACUUCUUCAAGCCAUGAUCUGACUCCAGUGACGUGCUUUGUAAUACAACACUUCAUUUUUUUCUCUCUUCUCUCUCAGUGCUCCCCCACAUUGAUUCACUUUUCUUCCAGCAGCCCACAUUGUGUACAGAAUGGAUUCAUUUUGCUGAAUGGAUUUUGGCUUUUCAUCAGACUCUGAAAUAAGGCAUGCUGUAAAGUCGUUUGGUUUCUUCCAUAGUAUCAGCAUUCACUUGAGAAUCUUAAUUACAGGCUUCGAAUAGGCCUCGGUCUGGUUUCAGGCAUCCCUCACUGUUUCCUAGGCUAGGCUGGUCCCCGUUGGUAAUUCCAGGGCCGACCACAGUGGUAAUGAGCACGGUGGUGGCGGCAUUCCAGGAGAUCACAACUCCAAAGGCUCAUGGGAAAGGGUGGUGGGGAAGUCUGGGAGACAGUGAAUCCACAUCAUAAUCUCCUGCUAUAAACACCCACUUCCGUAGAUGUUACGUUUUCACGGUCCGGUGAGCAGUGAGGAUGGGUGGAACGGUCAACUGCCAUCCCUGACACGUGCACAGAUAGUUGCCAUUAGCUGUGAUCACAUGGUUUGCAAUUAGCAUAUUUUGACAAGAGCAAUUAAGGUACUUCCAUCCGGUGCAGACUGUUAUCAGCAGUUACUUCUUCAGGAAAUGAAUCACCAAUCCUCUUACACACAAUCAAAAAGUAUUACUUUUUUUUUUUGCUCCACCAAAUACUGUGAGUCAGUGACUCCACAUCUUGUAAAGGCCAUGGCAAAUGGUGUCAAUUUAUUGGUAAUAAGAUGCAACUUCAAGUGAGAUUUUAUGUUUUACCCGAACCCACCCACUUACUCAGGCUAGACCUCUGACCACAGACAUUGUGAAAGUCUUCAGAGAGUUAUGGGGUGUAAGUGGGUAAAUCCCACAUUACCCAGCCUGUCUCUGAUUACCAGGCUGAAUUCCUGUUGACGUCUUUAGUUUUAGCUUGGUGCAGGGCAGCGAGAGUGUAGUUCACUCCCUGUGCAGGCCCCUACCUUGCGCACUAACUCAGCACUGUUCCUCUCCCCCUCUUGCUGCAGCCUUGUCUCAAUAUUGGUCCAUCGCUGACCUGACAUCGCUGCUCGGCUCAAGCCAGAAGUGUCAGCAGAUAUUGCGCCCACAGCAGAUUACUGAGCCUGGUUGGUGGAUCCAGGCCCUUUGUUGCAGUGUUUUCACUAAGCAGUGGUGCUCAGUUCAGGCUGCCUGUUCCUCAUUGUGCUACUGUGUGCCCAAAGCUGCAUCAGUUCACAUGAGUUACCGUGGUGAAUGGGCCAGACCUAUGGGAUCAACACAAUAACAUCCUGUCAAAGGAGGCUCUCAUCCACACGGGCGCUGUGUCUUCCUGGUCCCUACAGGAAAAGGCCUGAUACCCAUCUCUAAACACAGAGCAUGAGACAGGAGCUGAGGAUUAAACACAGCCUUGCUAACACACACAUGCCGUAAUUUUAUGUGUGCAUGUGGACAGAUCCUCUUGCCUCAGAAAUACUGACUAAUAAAGCAGCGUUUACUGUUUACUGCCACACACUGAACUGGUUUUUACAUGAUAUGAAUGCUGAGAGCUGUUAGCUGCUCCAGCGGUUGUGUCCAAGUUAUGAACCGUGGUUUCAUGCAUGUGUGACACUGAAACAAGGCAAUCUAAUGAUAUUCUCUAAUCACGUUAGCGGCCGUAAAGUAGUCUCUUGUGAUCUGCUGAAAUGUUUUAGGAAAGGUCUUGGCUUAUGGCAGACAUGUGAGAUAGACAAUAAAUUAACUGACUUAAAAAGACAAGAGAGAAAACAAAGACGGCAUUUUCCAGAAAGUUCUGUUUUAUCCUUAGGCGAUUUUCUCAUCCAAGUCAUGGACCCAUUGACCUGAUUUUAAACAAAUUAGCCUCAACUUAUCUCUUAACGGUUCCUCCAAUUUGUUUGUGUGAUUGUUUUUUUCUUUUUCUGUUGUUGUCUGUCUCUUCCCACUACGUUUUUGUUUACUGUCAGACAGAUGCUCAGUAUAGAACCGCAGUGGAGCAGAGCGGGCCAUAAAAAUGAGUUGUGCUUUCUUGUUUAUGAAUGUGUUUUAAUGAAUGUGGCACAGGAAUCAGCAGGGACCUUGUGAGCUGAUGCUGCGUGGACAAGCGCAGCAUUGAGACAUUCUUCCACUUCAAAGCCCCUGGAGGGUUUUCUGGACACUGGUUGAAUAGGAGCUGAGGGAGGGGCGCGUGGGGGGAACAGGUGCAGUCCAAGAGAGGGGUAAUUCCCGCUGCCAUCUGCUUUCUUUUUUGGGGUCUGGGCUCUUUAAACGCCCUCUGACACGCCUCAUGGCGACACACUCCCCUAGCCAGCCGCGCUGUACCCCGUCACCAUGGCACCCUGAUUCAGAUUAACCCCCGAACAUGUGCCGAGUCAAGCGUGGGGGCCGCUGCCUUUUGUGAUGGAGGAGCAGGGAGGAGGGAGGAGGGAGAUGGAGAGCUGCGUGUGUGUGUGAAAGGACACUCGCCAUUGAUUUACUUUUGUUGCAGAAAGGAGGAGAGGCAAGCAUGAGUGAAGUAAUUUGGUAGGAAAAAAAGAACAAGAAUUUUGAUCUUUUCUGCUGAUCAUGCUGAGUUUUCUUCAUCUGACCAAACUGUUUUUAUUUUUAUUUUUAUUUUUAUUUUUACAGGUAUUUCAAGAGGCCUUUGAAGAAAUAGCAAAGAUGACAGCUGUUGAGAGUAAAGAGGAGAUCAGUGACACUGACAGUGGGAUUAUCUUACACUCUGGUCCAGAUAGCCCCACAUCCCCAGUGAAGGACCUGACCAUCCACACCAGGGCCCUGAAGCUAAAGCACCAGUCCCUGGAGGACCGACUGGAGCUCUGCCUGCUGGAGCUCAGAAAGCUCUGCAUCAGAGAGGCAGAGCUGACUGGUACACUGCCCUCAGACUAUCCUCUGAUGCCAAAUGAGAAGCCCCCCCGGGUUCGAAGGAGGAUAGGUGCUGCAUUCAAGCUGGAUGAAGGUCUGAUCCAUCAGGAUGGAGAGGAUUCAGAGUUGAAAGCUCUUGAAGCUGACCUGGCUCUUCAGCGCCAGAUUUAUGAGGCAGCUCGGAGACUCUCCCUGGAGGAGAACCUCAGUAAACCCCAGAAGAAGAGCCGGCUGCAGCAGUGCAAGAGGGAGGAGAGGAAAGUGAAGGAGCUACAGGAGGCUUUGUGCCAGCACAAGAUCAGGAGCGAGUGUACUUCCCCACGCACCAUAACCCCCACCAACCAAAGCAAAGAUUUAUGCAUGUCUGAUGACAGCUCCCUGUCUGAUGUGGUCGCUCUGGAUGAUGACAUGGACUCCUCUACCCCUCUCUCUCCUCCGCCACUGGGCACUUCCUGUUCAGACCCCCUCCAGCUGUCCGCCAAGUCCCUCCAGUCACCACUGCAGUCGUCAAACCAGACCAGUGUGGAGUACGAGCGCUCUCCCAUUCAGAACUCUCCAUGGAAAGAGUCCAGUCUGGACCAGCCUUAUCAGAAAGCCUCAAAACCUCACUCUGCAUGCAGCAGCAGGUCCAGUAGUCCAGUGGGAACCCCGGUGUGUGCAGACAGCAGGGUUCUUCCCUCGCAGUUCAUCAAAAGCUUGGCCCUACGUCACACCCACUCCAGCAGCGCCCCCUCCACCCCAGAGCUACAUGUACGCCGACAGUACUCCCAGUCUUUCAGACUUCCCAAAGGUAAGCCAGCUGCUGACAUGGAGAGACUCAGUUCGGAGAACAACCGGGGGCGCACCAGGCUGCCCCAGCGCCGCUGUGUGGCUGAUUUCAUGGUGCAUUCUCCAGAAUAUUCCCCACGGCGGCUGUACCAGUCCAGCUCUGAGGACAGCAGCUCUGAGCACUCUGCCUCCUCCUACACCAGUUCCCCCUGCAGGGAUGGGCCCACCGAGAUCCCUAAGCUCUGCCCUCCACCUUAUGGAUUCCGCUUUGGAGGCCAGAAUAAAGGGCUCUCCAGCUUCCCCAGCCCUAGUGCACACAAGAACAACAAUCAGUCCCAGGCCGGCCCCAGCUACAGCAGGGCCAUGGCAGAGGAACGCCCUCUUUCCCCUCUGGACCUGGACAUGGGGAAGUGUUACGUAUCUCCCCCUCCCCCUGUUGCUCGCAACCUCCAUCAAAGACAGUGGCAAGAAGGGGCAUCGUCCCCCAGGAGGAUGCUGAAGCCCCCUCCUCCCUAUACCAGACUGGUCCGGACACCUUCACUGAAGGAGUACCCCAACCAUGCCACCCGGCUGAUGCCCAGGGAGAUUGUGUCGGAGGAGUUGAAGUCGUGGCACCAGAGGAAUCAGCUCCAGAAGUCGCGUUCAAGCUCUGUGGAACCCCAGGGCUCCUACAGCGUAAAGAGCCCUACGUCACCUCAUCUGCCGCCUUAUAAACAGGGUUCUGGAAAUGUGAUUCUGCAGAGGGCGGCAGAUGGGACCCCGGUGCAGUGGUAUGUUGAAGAGGACGCUGAAAUAGUGAGCCAGGUGUAGCCAAGGAAGCUACCAGUCUUCAGCAUAUUUAGUAGGAUAUAUACAUAUUCCUUUUUUAUUUAUCUCUGUAUUUAUUAAGUGAACAGGCUCUCUGUGAGAUUGUAUGGCCGUAGAGGUGUGAUGCUGUCCUUGACAGAAUACAGAAAACCUGGACCUAUUGGUACAUUUAUAAGCACCUCUCUCACACUUUUUUAAUUUAAAAAUGUAUGUAAAGUGGUUUGCCCAUGUAUUUAUUUUGAAAAGCCUUCUAAAUUGAUUUUUCUGAGUUUUCUUAGAUGAAUUGACUUUCAGAAAAUUCCCUUACGGUGUCAUGUAGAUUAUCGUCAGCACACUCGCUGUAGUUUCAAGGACCUUGGUGGCUGGCACAUAUUUGCACAUUAAGUUCACCUAGUUUUCAUAUGUUCCAGAAGUUUUGCCAUUAAUAUAAUUCUUUCAGUGCUAUAUUUAUCUAUUUAAAAUGUUUAAUUUGUAGCAUAGAGUUAUCACUAAAAUCCCCUAAUAUACUUUUGAAAUGCAUUUCACUUUUUUAAUGUGUAAUUAAAAAAAAAAAAAAACAGCUCUAGAGCCAUGACAGCGUGAAGUAAGCUGAAUCCUAACCCGUACUAUUAAUUUUUGUAUUAAUCCCUGAUGCCUUUAGUAGCAAAGUGGUUUAUUGAAUGUUUUCACUGCAGUAUGGUGUUGUGUUACUAACCAAGUGAUUGUAUCAGUUUUGAUACUGUUUGUAUAUUUAUAAUAAAAAACACUUUUUUAUGACUAUUAA
Myripristis murdjan (pinecone soldierfish) is the source of this 5858-nucleotide messenger RNA. It is a transcript of the gene inavaa, whose product is annotated as innate immunity activator a. The transcript has 9 exons. Bases 3221 to 5098 code for a protein of 625 amino acids. NCBI's taxonomy places the organism in Eukaryota, Metazoa, Chordata, Actinopteri, Holocentriformes, Holocentridae. Gene Ontology annotation, biological process: positive regulation of protein ubiquitination; adherens junction maintenance. The record is from RefSeq and is a predicted model, not a curated record.